Molecule: messenger RNA, 771 nt
Organism: Merops nubicus (carmine bee-eater)
Lineage: Eukaryota; Metazoa; Chordata; Aves; Coraciiformes; Meropidae
Product: F-box/WD repeat-containing protein 7-like
Exons: 7
Source: RefSeq, a predicted model, not a curated record
GAGCUGAAGGGCUUCAACUCGGUGGAUGACCUUCUCCACGUCAAAGGCAUCACCACCCGCAUCUUGGAGCUGAACAGCCAGCGGAUGAUGUGCCGCCGGCGGCCGGGCAGCGAGGAGGCUGCGAGGGGGGGCCCGGCUCUGCCCGGGGACAGCCAAGCUCCCGUGCCCCAGGUGGUGGCUGAGGUGGAGGAAGACGAGGAGGAGGAGGGGGAUGGUUCGGGCGCCUGGGAGCCAGGGCGCGCUGGGAAGGGGAGCCCAGCAUCAGGACCAGGGGCCAAUGUCUCUGGGGAGGACAGCGGCAACAUCUACUUCUACUACACCAUCGGGGAGCGGUGGAUUGACUACCUGCAGCGGACGGAGGAUGGGGCCCUGCUCCGGCACGUGCGCCCCAAGAUGAAGCGCAAGUCGGAGAACGGGCUGGACGGCCGAGCCCUGUCCCCUGGCAAGAAGCUCCGCAAGGGCUCCGAGUACAGCAGGACGCUGGGUCCCUGCACGCCCAGCCCCACCACCACGUUCGGGGACCUGCGCAACGCCAAGUCAGGGCAGGCCCGCCGCCGCCACAUCCCCUCGGUCGUCCCCCCGCCCGAGCUGCAGGACUGGCUCCGCACCUUCCAGCGGUGGAGCGGCCCGGAGAAGCUGUUGGCUCUGGACGAGCUCAUCGACCGCUGUGAGCCCUCCCAGAUCAAGUACAUGAUGCAAGUCAUUGAGCCCCAGUUCCAGCGAGACUUCAUUUCCCUGCUGCCCAAGGAGCUGGCCCUCUACGUCCUCUCG